This is a messenger RNA of Funneliformis mosseae, 1059 nucleotides long. NCBI's taxonomy places the organism in Eukaryota, Fungi, Glomeromycota, Glomeromycetes, Glomerales, Glomeraceae. The record is from the annotation of a GenBank genome assembly.
AUGAAAAUUUCAGAAGUAAAAAGUACAACGCGUGAACAGCGCAUUGCACCUCAUACACAUAUUAAGGGGCUUGGUUUAAAUGACGAAGGAAGAGCAUAUCAGCAAGCUGACGGGUUCGUUGGUCAAAAUUCAGCAAGAGAGGCAUGUGGUAUUAUUGUGGACUUGGUAAAAAGUAAAAAAAUGGCCGGCCGCGCUUUACUUUUAGCUGGCGCUCCAGGUACUGGUAAAACCGCGAUAGCCCUCGCCAUAGCUCAAGAGCUUGGUCCUAAAGUUCCAUUUUGUCCAAUGGUUGGUAGUGAAGUAUAUUCUUCAGAAGUUAAGAAAACGGAAGUUUUAAUGGAGAAUUUUCGAAGGGCUAUAGGAUUAAGAAUUAAAGAAACUAAAGAAGUGUAUGAAGGUGAAGUGUUGGAACUUACACCCGAAGAAACAGAAAAUCCAUUGGGUGGUUACGGUAAAACUUUGUCACACGUGACCAUUGGAUUAAAAACAGUUAAAGGAGUAAAAACAUUGAAAUUAGAUCCAAGUAUUUAUGAGAGCAUUCAAAAAGAAAAGGUUACCGUUGGAGACGUUAUUUACAUUGAAGCUAAUACUGGUGCUGUAAAGCGUGUUGGCAGAUCCGACGCUUAUGCUACUGAAUUCGAUUUAGAAGCUGAUGAAUACGUUCCGCUUCCGAAAGGAGAAGUGCAUAAAAAGAAAGAAAUCGUUCAGGAUGUUACAUUGAAUGACUUGGAUAUCGCAAAUGCUCGGCCUCAGGGUGGGCAAGAUAUUAUGUCAAUGAUGGGUCAAUUAUUGAAACCAAAAAAGACUGAAAUCACAGAUAAGUUAAGAAAAGAGAUCAAUAAGGUGGUCAAUAAAUAUAUAGAUCAGGGAAUUGCCGAGCUAGUUCCAGGCGUUCUGUUCAUAGAUGAGGUUGAUAUUUACAUUUUGAUUAUACUUUCACGAACAAAUGGACGAGAACUUAUCACAUUGGAAGAUCUUAAAGAAGUGGAUGAAUUGUUUUAUGAUGCCAAAUCAUCUGCUAAAAUUCUCGCUGAGUAUCAAGCGCGAUAUGUUUCAUGA